AUGGCGGAACCUCGCGCCCGCCCGCGCAACAACAAGGCCGUCUUCACACCCUCCGAAGUCGCAGACCUCCUCUACGCCUUCGGCGACACCCACCGCACUCAGACAACACCCCAACCCCUCACAACCACCGUCAACGUCCUCGACGAGAUCCUCACCGACUUCAUCAUCGAAACAUGCCACUACGCAGCCCUCUCGGCCUCCUACUCGCGACGCCAAAAGAUCAAGGUCGACGACUUCAAGUUCGUGCUGAGGCGCGACGAGCGGUUGUUGGGUAGGGUGUUGGAGCAGCUGUGGAGGGAGAAGAAGAUGAAGGAGGACAGGAAAGUGUUGGACUUUGAGGGCGCAGAGCAGGGAGCAGGCGGGCUUGGGAUGCUUGAGGGAAUGGCGACGCAAGGUGGGGUUGAGGAGGGUGAGAUGAGGGAGCGGAAGGGGAGGGGCAAGGAUGCGACAUUGUCGGAUAAUCAUGUCUUUCCGCUGCUCCUCGUCUGCAAGUUGGCUUAA
This is a messenger RNA of Saxophila tyrrhenica, 501 nucleotides long. RefSeq lists its product as uncharacterized. The record is from RefSeq and is a predicted model, not a curated record. The transcript is spliced from 2 exons. Gene Ontology annotation, molecular function: protein heterodimerization activity. The coding region runs from base 1 to 501 and encodes 166 amino acids. Gene Ontology annotation, biological process: transcription by RNA polymerase II; RNA polymerase II preinitiation complex assembly. Lineage: Eukaryota; Fungi; Ascomycota; Dothideomycetes; Mycosphaerellales; Extremaceae. Gene Ontology annotation, cellular component: transcription factor TFIID complex.